GGAGCGCGCGGGGCCGGGGCUCGGCGAGCCGGAGGAGCGUUGCUAAUGUUUUUGUUUGUUUGCUUUUCCAUGCAUGCAUAAUGAGGGGGCACCGCGGCACCACGCGGGGGCUCCCGGCCCACUUUUGUAUUUAAAGCCUCGCUGCUAGAGAGUCCGCAGCCGGGCUCAGCGGAUCCGCUCCCCGGGCUCCUUGUCACCCGAGAAGCCGCCGGCGAGGGAAGCCCGGGAGCCGCUCUCCGGCCGCGCCGAGUUUCUUGUUCUCCCCGCGCCUCCCGGAAAGGGCUCCCCAGAGCUCGGCGAGGCCGGGGUCGUCGCGGGCGGAGGGGGAGGGGACGCGGGCGGCCCGGCCGCGGGAAGGCGGGCAGCGCACGGACGCGAGCCAGGAAGCGGCGCGAUGCGAGAGCCCGCAGCGGCGGCGGCACGGCGCUGAGCCGGGGAGGAAAGAGCCGCCGCGGCCGCACAACGGAUCUGCAGGCGCGGAGCAAAAUGCACCCGCGGCGCUCCGCGGUCCUGCAGUGCCGCCGCGGCCCCGCGGCCCGCAGCCCACCGGAGCGGCAGUGAGCGCCUCCCGCCACCGCCGGGGGCCGACCGGAGGGGCUUUUCGCGGCAGUGCGUUCCUACGAAGCCACCGCAGCCGGAGCCAGACCGACCUUCUGCGAGCAGCGGAGCACCAGGCAGGGGCGCGCAUGGAUUUAUGAAAACACUCAUGCAAGAAGUUGGCAGGACUGAGGCAAACUUUUCCACCGGCUUCGCGUACGCCGCUCCCCGCGCCUCGUAUCCUUUCCCCUCCUCGCCCGGCGGCCGCCGCUGCCCGCGAUGGUGGCAGGGCUGCUGGGCGGCGGGGCCCGCGGGGGAACCGUGCCGGGCGCCUGGCUGUGCCUGAUGGCGCUGCUGCAGCUGCUGGGCUCGGCGCCGCGGGGCUCGGGGCUGGCGCACGGCCGCCGCCUCAUCUGCUGGCAGGCGCUGCUCCAGUGCCAGGGGGAGCCGGAGUGCAGCUACGCCUACAACCAGUACGCGGAGGCGUGCGCGCCGGUGCUGGCGCAGCGCGGCGGGGGCGACGCGCCUGGGGCGGCUGCUGCCUUCCCGGCCUCAGCCGCUUCCUUCUCGUCGCGCUGGCGCUGUCCGAGCCACUGUAUCUCGGCUCUUAUUCAGCUCAACCACACGCGCCGCGGGCCCGCUCUGGAGGACUGUGACUGCGCGCAGGACGAGAACUGCAAGUCCACCAAGCGCGCCAUUGAGCCGUGCCUGCCCCGGACCAGCGGCGGCGGCGCGGGCGGCCCGGGCGCGGGCGGGGUCAUGGGCUGCACCGAAGCCCGCCGGCGCUGCGACCGCGACAGCCGCUGCAACCUGGCGCUCAGCCGCUACCUGACUUACUGCGGCAAGCUCUUCAACGGGCUGCGCUGCACAGAUGAGUGCCGCACCGUCAUCGAAGACAUGCUGGCCGUGCCCAAGGCUGCGCUGCUCAACGAUUGCGUGUGUGACGGCCUUGAGCGGCCCAUAUGCGAAUCGGUCAAAGAGAACAUGGCCCGUUUGUGCUUCGGCGCCGAGCUGGGUAACGGCCCCGGCAGCAGCGGGUCGGACGGGGGUCUGGACGACUACUACGAUGAGGAGUACGACGACGAGCAGCGCGCCGGAGGCGCAGGCGGUGAGCAGCCGCUGGAUGACGACGACGGCAUCCCGCACCAGCCGCGCCCGGGUGGCGGCGCUGCUGCGGCGGGCGGCCGCGGGGAUAUGCCCUACGGGUCCGGGCGAAGGAGCGGCAACGGCGGUGGACGCUUGGCGACCCGAGGCGCCUGGACCCCGUUCGCCUCCAUCUUGCUGCUGUUGCUCCCGCUGCUGUUUUAGCCCUCGCGCCCUCCGACAUGGGCAGCGGGAGGGCCCGUGCCAGGGCACCUGUGGCUUAGGGACAGAGGGGAUGGAUAGGGAUACUUGCCAAAAUGUUUUCUAAGUUGACUCUACUUAGCCAGUCUCCCCACCACAACUUUUGGCACUUUGCUCGUCUCCUCUCCUGAGCGUGACUUCUUGGGCAUCCUCCCAUGGCCCCAUUUCAGGCUCCAGAAACUCCCAACACUUACGCCCUGCAGAAACUGGCCUCGCUAGGGUUCUGGACGCCUGGCAUGGAAUGGGCGUCGGGGGGCGGGGGGCGGGCAGAACCGUAGUCCCGGACUCCAAAGAGGGUGCUGACCAGUAGGGCCUUAGCAUUUUCCAAGGGACUGGGCUCGGAGC
This is a messenger RNA of Pteronotus mesoamericanus, 2226 nucleotides long. It is a transcript of the gene GAS1, whose product is annotated as growth arrest specific 1. Lineage: Eukaryota; Metazoa; Chordata; Mammalia; Chiroptera; Mormoopidae. Gene Ontology annotation, biological process: regulation of cell cycle. The record is from RefSeq and is a predicted model, not a curated record. Gene Ontology annotation, cellular component: plasma membrane. The transcript has a single exon. The coding region runs from base 817 to 1845 and encodes 342 amino acids.